Athene cunicularia (burrowing owl) is the source of this 3722-nucleotide messenger RNA. It is a transcript of the gene SLC6A6, whose product is annotated as solute carrier family 6 member 6. Gene Ontology annotation, molecular function: taurine:sodium symporter activity. Gene Ontology annotation, biological process: taurine transmembrane transport; sodium ion transmembrane transport; neurotransmitter transport. The record is from RefSeq and is a predicted model, not a curated record. Lineage: Eukaryota; Metazoa; Chordata; Aves; Strigiformes; Strigidae. Bases 32 to 2017 code for a protein of 661 amino acids. Gene Ontology annotation, cellular component: plasma membrane. The transcript has 16 exons.
CAGGAGAGCCUCUACUUCAUUGCCUCAUCCUAUGGAGGAAUCACCACUGCCCAUCUACAUUGAGGAGGGGACAGAAGUCCCGAUUGCCAAAAAGGAGUUGAUUGCUCUUGGCAUCAGGCAAAUCUGGACCCAGAAGACCACAGAAAGCAGAAAUAUGGCAACAAAGGAAAAGCUUCAGUGCUUGAAAGAUUUCCACAAGGACAUCCUCAAACCUUCCCCCGGCAAGAGCCCGGGGACACGGCCUGAGGAUGAGGCAGAAGGAAAGCCGCCCCAGCGGGAGAAGUGGGCGAGCAAGAUUGACUUUCUGCUGUCCGUGGCUGGUGGAUUUAUUGGUUUAGGCAAUGUCUGGCGGUUUCCGUAUCUCUGCUACAAAAAUGGCGGAGGUGCAUUUCUUAUACCUUAUUUCAUUUUCCUGUUUGGGGGAGGUCUUCCCGUGUUUUUCCUGGAGGUGGUGCUAGGACAGUAUACCUCUGAAGGUGGAAUUACAUGCUGGGAAAAGAUCUGCCCUAUUUUCACUGGAAUUGGUUAUGCUUCCAUAGUGAUUGUGUCCCUUCUGAAUGUGUACUACAUCGUGAUCCUGGCCUGGGGACUCUACUACCUGUUCCAGUCAUUCCAGAGCGUCCUGCCGUGGGCACACUGCCACCAGAAGUGGAACACGCCGACCUGCGUGGAAGACACUCUCAGGAAGAACAAAACACUCUGGAUAUCACUGAAUGCCACUAACUUCACCUCUCCUGUCACGGAGUUCUGGGAGCGCAAUGUGCUGAGCUUGUCCUCAGGAAUUGAAGAUAUUGGUAUUAUCAAGUGGGAUCUAGCACUGUGUCUUCUCCUCGUCUGGGUGAUAUGUUUCUUCUGCAUUUGGAAAGGAGUUAAAUCCACUGGGAAAGUAGUGUACAUCACUGCCACGUUCCCAUUCAUCAUGCUCCUUGUUCUGCUCAUUCGUGGUGUGACCCUGCCUGGAGCUGCAGAAGGCAUCAAGUUUUAUCUUUAUCCUGAUAUCUCACGGUUAGCUGACCCACAGGUCUGGAUAGAUGCAGGGACACAAAUCUUCUUCUCAUAUGCAAUCUGCUUAGGAGCAAUGACUUCCCUGGGGAGCUACAACAAGUACAAAUACAACUGCUAUAGGGACUGUUUGCUGCUGGGAUGCCUGAACAGUGGUACCAGUUUUGUGUCUGGCUUCGCAAUUUUUUCCGUCCUGGGCUUCAUGGCACAAGAGCAAGGGGUGAACAUUGCUGAUGUGGCAGAGUCAGGUCCAGGCCUGGCCUUCAUUGCCUACCCAAAAGCUGUGUCCAUGAUGCCACUGCCCACCUUUUGGGCAAUCCUUUUUUUUAUUAUGCUUCUGUUGCUUGGACUGGAUAGCCAGUUUGUUGAAGUUGAAGGACAGAUCACGUCAUUAGUUGAUCUGCACCCAUCCUUCCUAAGGAAGGGUUACCGACGGGAAAUCUUCAUCGCUAUAGUAUGUUUCCUUAGCUAUCUUCUGGGACUAACUAUGGUGACUGAGGGUGGCAUGUAUGUUUUUCAACUCUUUGACUACUAUGCAGCUAGUGGUGUAUGCCUUUUGUGGGUUGCAUUCUUUGAAUGUAUUGCUGUAGCCUGGGUUUAUGGCGCUGAUAAUAUUUAUGAUGCCAUUGAGGACAUGAUUGGAUACAGACCUGGUCCCUGGAUGAAAUGGAGCUGGAUUGUGAUCACACCAGUUCUUUGCGUGGGGUGCUUUAUCUUUUCUUUGGCCAAGUACAAACCACUGACCUACAACAAGGUCUACACAUACCCAGACUGGGCAAUUGGCCUGGGCUGGGUUCUUGCCCUUUCCUCCAUGAUCUGCAUCCCUAUGGUGAUGGUCAUCCGCAUCAUACAGUCAGAUGGGUCACUUAUUGAGAGGAUAAAAGCGGUGGCUGCCCCCAAGGAAGUGAAUCGGUGGUCCAAAGAAACGGAGAGUGGCACCCCCUUCUGCCCCAAUGGAACUUCGAAUGGCGGAUUGAUCAAGCCAACUCAUAUCAUUGUGGAAACCAUGAUGUGAGCUCUCUCUGUGAGAGGAUAAACCUGCUUUAACUGCCGUUUACUAACCAUAGAUUCUCAUAGGACCAGGUUUACAGAGCUUUAUAUUUGCACUAGGAUUUAUUUUUAUUUCUCACAGAGAAAGUUAUUUUUUGUGUGUGUUUUUUUUUUAAUAUUUUGUAAGGUAAUCACAGCAGAUGCCUCUCUGUAGAGGGAGAGCUUUCAUAUCAGACUAGACAUAUUACAGGAAUUUACUAUUAUUGGGUUUUUUUAAAUAUAUAUAUCUUUAUCUCUAAAUAUUAUACACCUUACCACUUGAAUUGAUUGUCUUGCCAGCAAUACAUUCAAGUGUCAGAAAGCAAUUUUUAGGUGCUGGUAUGGUUGGGAGCAGGGUAACCUACAGAACACACAAAAGGAGCUCUGUUGAGAGAUAAGAUUUUAAAAAAGAUGCUGUUUCAAGAGAAUUUUCAAAGGUGUAGUAUUUCCACCCUCUGGUUCAAUUGUGGUAAGUGACAGGCUUCAGGGUCACAUUAGGGAAAGGGUACAGGUAUGUUUAGCACAGUCCCUGAAUAAAGCUACAGGCGGGCAGCUGGAGCAGGGAGUUUGCAAGGGAGGCGGAGAAGCUGGGUGUGAAAAGCCUUGCAGCCGUUCCUGCCAAGCACGGCGCUGGAACCCUGUCACACAGAUGAGAGGAGGACUUCAGGAAGGCGUUUUUGCAGGAUUUGGCAUGGUUCACUGGUUGGUUUUUUUUCUUUUUUGAGGUUUUGAGGGUUGUUUUUUUUUUUUAACUGAAGUGAAAUGCCUGCUGUUUGUGCGUGAGCGGAGAGGUGGAGUACCUGAUCCUGAGUUUUCUAGCAAAGCAUAUUUUAGCAUGGUGGCACUGGUGUAAACUUGAAUUCUGCAAACUGGGAGGGGCAGCCUAUCCCUGAGGCAGCAGGGGUGAGUGCUGAGGAGCUGGGAGGGGAAAAGCUGCACCUGCCCUCUGGGUGCUUCUGGUGUUCGCUUGCUCGUUCGUUUGCUUGUUAAUCUUUGGACUUUGGUUUCGGGCAGAAAAAUAAAAGAAUCCCUUCUGGACUCUGACUGUCCAAAGGUGAACACAAACCAGGUCAUCCCUGACAGGAGGAAGGAAACUGCCCACCUACACCUGGUGUAACUAGUAUUUAUAACAGACACAUUGUUAAUAAUAAUAGUAAUGAAGAUAAUAAUACCACUCAGCAGACAGGUGCUUUUCAUCCACGUAUCUCAAAAAUGCUUUGCCAAGUUCAGUAACCAGGAUUUGCUUUUAUUUAUUUAUUUGUGGGGGUGGGGGGUUCGUUACUGUUGGGGGAACAGACAAAAGGACUGAGUCCCGUGUCCCGUGUACUAAAGAGCAGCAGUGGACCUAGAGCCCCCAGUCUCCUUGUCCAUCAUUGGGUUAAACCAUCAUUUUAUUCCUUUUUUGAGGGGGAGUGGAGGGUGGCAGACUUAAGAGACUUAUGAAUCCCAUCUGCUGAAGAAACAGGGCUUUGGGGAUUUUUAAGUUAAAGCAAAGGGAACAUGUAACACUGAAAUAUUUUUUAUUUGCUCAGAAGGAAUUACAUACUGUUCAGGUUAGACUAGGGAGUGAAGAGAAACCACUACAAGGAGGGUAGGAAAGGGGGUUCCGCUUCGCGCGGGCCAGGUGGAUGUUUCCGUGGGGAAUUGCCCCUGAAGACUGUCCAAAACAUGGGCUAAAGCCUUUUUUUUUU